Arabidopsis thaliana (thale cress) is the source of this 1349-nucleotide messenger RNA. RefSeq lists its product as uncharacterized. The transcript has a single exon. NCBI's taxonomy places the organism in Eukaryota, Viridiplantae, Streptophyta, Magnoliopsida, Brassicales, Brassicaceae. Bases 370 to 1107 code for a protein of 245 amino acids. The record is from RefSeq and is marked reviewed.
CUAAUUACAUGUCUCUAAUUUGUCUCCUUGUGUCUCCCCCCAACGUGUCCAUGUGGUCGUCUUCCUCAUUAGUACUAUCUUAAACUCUAUUUAGCUCAUUUAAUCACAUUAAUUAACUCUGUUUCUCUUUUUUCAGACCUCUCUCUCUCUCCUUUUUUUCAUUAUAUAUUAUCUCCAUCAUCUAUAACUCUCACAAAGUCCACCACUAGCUCGAACUCUCUCCUCUCUUAAACUUAUAGACAAGAAUCAAUCAGUCACACGUCUAUACCACGAUUUGCUCACAAAAUCUUUGGCUUCCACCAAAGAUUAUAAGCAGAGAUCAUUCACUUACUCGUAUCAAUAGAUCAAAUCUUCAUCACAAUAGAAGAAAUGGUUUUAGAGACGGUUUCAAAGACGGAACCACCACCGUUGCUUGGACCUCGUAUCUCCUUCUCAUCUGAUUUAUCUGACGGUGGAGAUUUCAUCUGCAUCACCCCCGUAAUGUGUAAGGAAGAUGUCGUCAAAGGGUCAGUGAAAGUCUCCGACUUUGAGUUCUUGUCGUCGGAAAAUGUGAGUCCACAGAGAAUGCUUACCGCCGAUGAACUCUUCUCCGAAGGUAAAUUGCUUCCUUUUUGGCAAGUAAAGCACUCAGAGAAGCUUAAAAACAUUACUUUGAAGACGAACGAAGAGGAAGAAGCAGAGAAACGUAAAGUGGAAGUGAAGAAGAAAGAUCAGGAGAUUAACAAUAGAGAUAACAGAGUGACUUGGUUUAUAGACGAAGAUCCGUCUCCUCGUCCUCCCAAGUGUACCGUUCUUUGGAAAGAGCUUUUGAGAUUGAAGAAACAGAGGAAUCCGUCUUCUUCGCCGGUGACGGCGAGGACAGUGUCGUCUUUGUCUCCGUCGUCGUCCACGUCAUCAUCAAGUUCACUUGAGGACGCAGCGAAGAGAGAGGAGAAAGAGAAAGAAGGGAAGAGAGGUAAGAAAGGAUUAGAGAGAACGAGAUCGGCGAGUAUGAGGAUAAGGCCAAUGAUUCAUGUUCCUAUUUGCACUCCUUCUAAAUCCUCUCUUCCUUUGCCUCCUCUGUUUCCUCUUUCGCUUAAGAAAAACAGAGUAGAGAGACGCGCCUAGAAGAUUUGAUCUAUCUUUGGAUUGAAAAAAACAAUUAUUGGUUGAAUUUGUUCAGAUUCUCAAGUGUUAACUCAUGUGGUCUAAUGCAUGUGGUUAAGUGAUGUUUUUCAGAUGUAUUAUGUGUAUGCUUUAUGGCUUGAGAUUUAAUGUGUGACAGUGUUAAGAAAUUCUAGUAAGAACCGUUCCUCUGUUCUUCAUCUCCAUUUUGUAUUUUCAUUUUUGGAUCCAAAAGUGAGUUAGUC